AGCUUCUUUACGGUAAGUAUAUAUAUUGCGGGUCCAUCCAUUUUUGGAUAACAGUUGCAAUUGCAAUUGCACUGUGAUAUUGAUUCACAUUAUUAAGUUUACAUAGUGCACUCAAAAUGAGAAUUUUUGCUAUAUUUCUCAUUGCUCUGCCGAUAACUGGCAUUCUUGCCACACACCUCCCCAUUAACAUUGGUUCACAUGGAGGAAAAGACUGUGAUAAAGGCCAAGAGGAAGAAGGCCCCAGAAGGACAUGGAGACAUAUUCGUUAUCAUCACGGUGGUCACCGACGUAGCCAUCAUUCUGGUCAAGUUCUUGGAUCAGUCACUGGUGAGCAAGACCAAUCUGGUGGAGUUGUAGGCCAUGUUACUGGUGGAAAACAUGGAAAUGUUAUCGGGAAAGUUACUGGCAGUCAACACCAAUCCGGUGGAGUUAUUGGUAAAGUAACAAGAAAACAUGGAAACGUUAUUGGAAAAGUUACUGGCAGCCAACACCAAUCUGGUGCAGUUCUUGGUAAAGUAACAGGAAAACGUGGAAAUGUUGUUGGAAAAGUUACUGGUCGUCAACACCAAUCUGGUGGAGUCUUAGGUCACGUCACUGGUGGAAAACAUGGAGGAGUAUUGGGUAUUGUCUCUGGUAACCAACACCAAUCUGGUGGAGUUCUUGGUUCCGUCACUGGAGGAAAACGUGGUGGAGUUUUGGGAUCCGUUACUGGUCAACAAAGUCAAGUUGGUAGUGUCUUAGGCUCUGUCACUGGAGGAAAACAUGGAGGAGUAUUGGGUAUUGUCUCUGGUAGCCAACACCAAUCUGGUGGAGUUCUUGGUUCCGUCACUGGUGGAAAACAUGGAGGUGUUUUGGGAUCUGUUACUGGCCAACAAAGUCAAGUUGGUAGUGUCUUAGGCUCUGUCACAGGUGGAAAACAUGGCGGAUUAAUACACGCUGUAGUUGGUAAACAUGGUACAGUUGGAACUGUUGUUAAUAAAGUAACUGGAGGCAAAACUCUCGUUAAUAUUGGUGGUAAAAAGAAACAUUGCAAUAAAGGAAGUAAUGACGAUGGUGAUAAUGAUGAUGACGACGACAGUAACGAUGGUGAUGAUGACAACAACGAUGAUGGACAAAGCGGUUCAUCUAGUUCAAGUCAAAGUUCAAGUUCCGCUAGCUCAUGGAGCAAAUCAAUUUCUGCUGGUCGUCGACACAGAUGGAUUAAGGAAUGGGAUUCUGGAAAAGAUAUUAUCAUUGAAAUAAGUGACGAAGAAGAUGAUGAUUCAAAUGACUCUGGCGUAGGAACUGAUUCUGAUAAUGAAGACGAAUCUAACGAUAAUUCUGAUGAUGUAGAAAAAUCUGAUGAAGAUUCUGAUGAUGAAAAUGAAUCUGACGAUAAUUCGGCUGAUGUAGAUGAUUCUGAUGUUGACUCCGAUGAACUGAAUGAAUCAGAUGAAGAUUCUAACAAUGUAGAUGGUGAUCAGAUCAAAUCAGAUGGUGAUUCUGACGAUGUAGAUGGAUCUGAUGAUGAUUCUGACGAUGACUCAGAUGAGAACACAAUCGUUGAAGAUGGAGGAAUUGAAGAUGGUUGGGUAAAACAAAUCAUCUGGCGAAGAGUUCCUGGGUGGAAAUCUGGAAGUCACAGUAAAUCAUGGGCUUCUAGUUCUAGUUCAGCAUGGAGCAAAAGUAAAAGCGGUUCCGACCGUUGGAAUCCCAACUGGCGUAAAAGUGUUCCUCAAAAACAAUGGGAUAACAAUGAAGACGAAGAUGACACAGGAGAUGAAGAUGACAAUGAUGAUGGCUCAUCAGGAGGAUCGCUCAUUAACAUUAGUCCGAAAAUAGGAUUAGGAAUUGGCUCCUCCAUUGCUAGUAGUCGUUCCAAAGCUUCAAGUCUCAGCAAGAGUGUUAGCGGAGCCAAAGGUCUUACUUCCUCACUAGCUAAAAGUGGAGCUUCAGCUUCGAGUCUCAGCAAAAGCGUUAGCGGAGCCAAAGGUCUUACUUCCUCACUAGCUAGAAGUGGAGCUUCCGCCUCAAGUCUCAGUAAGAGUGUUAGCGGAUCAAGAGGUCUUGCUUCCUCACUAGCUAAAAGUGGAGCUUCCGCCUCAAGUCUCAGUAAGAGUGUUAGCGGAUCAAGAGGUCUUGCUUCCUCACUAGCUAAAAGUGGAGCUUCCGCCUCAAGUCUCAGUAAGAGUGUCAGCGGAUCAAAAGGUCUCUCUUCCUCAGUAGCUAAAAGUGGAGCUUCUGCUUCAAGCCUGAGUAAAAGUGUUAGCGGAUCAAGAGGUCUUGCUUCCUCAGUAGCUAAAAGUGGAGCUUCCGCCUCAAGUCUCAGUAAGAGCGUUAGUGGAGCCAAAGGUCUCUCUUCCUCAGUAGCUAAAAGUGGAGCUUCCGCCUCAAGUCUCAGUAAGAGUGUCAGCGGAUCAAAAGGUCUUACUUCCUCACUAGCUCAAAGUGGAGCUUCUGCCUCAAGCCUGAGCAAGAGCGUUAGUGGAGCCAAAGGUCUUGCUUCCUCAGUAGCUAAAAGUGGAGCUUCAGCUUCAAGUCUCAGCAAGAGUGUUAGCGGAUCAAGAGGUCUUGCUUCCUCAGUAGCUAAAAGUGGAGCUUCCGCCUCAAGUCUCAGCAAGAGUGUUAGCGGAGCCAAAGGUCUCUCUUCCUCAGUAGCUAAAAGUGGAGCUUCAGCUUCAAGUCUCAGCAAGAGUGUUAGCGGAUCAAAAGGUCUUGCUUCCUCAGUAGCUGAAAGUGGAGCUUCCGCCUCAAGCCUAAGCAAGAGUGCUAGCGGAUCAAGAGGUCUUGCUUCCUCAGUAGCUAAAAGUGGAGCUUCCGCCUCAAGUCUCAGCAAGAGUGUUAGCGGAGCCAAAGGUCUCUCUUCCUCAGUAGCUAAAAGUGGAGCUUCAGCUUCAAGUCUCAGCAAGAGUGUUAGCGGAUCAAAAGGUCUUGCUUCCUCACUAGCUAAAAGUGGAGCUUCAGCUUCGAGUCUCAGCAAGAGUGCUAGCGGUAGUGGAUCAGAGAGCGGCGCAUCAAGUUCUAGCCAAAGUUCAGCACAAUCUUCUUCAUCAGCUUUAGGAGGAUCUGGAGCAGGUAGCCAAGCUGCAUCAUCAGCUACAAGCCAAGCUUCUUCAUCAGCUAAUUCGAUUGGCUCUGGAGCCUCAGGUGCACUUUCUCAAGCAUCUAGCAGUGCAUCAUCUGAAGCUUCAUCCGGUGCCGGUUCAAUGAGCGGUUGAUCAUCAUUGGGAUGAGGUCUUAUGUUCCCGAAUCAAAAUCACUGGACCUAAUCAGAAAAUAAUGUAAUGCUGAUCGCCAUUCUGGAGCAUCAUUAGUUUUUAAGAA
This is a messenger RNA of Chelonus insularis, 3303 nucleotides long. RefSeq names its product hornerin-like. The transcript has 4 exons. The coding region runs from base 117 to 3197 and encodes 1026 amino acids. The record is from RefSeq and is a predicted model, not a curated record. Lineage: Eukaryota; Metazoa; Arthropoda; Insecta; Hymenoptera; Braconidae.